Messenger RNA from Rhopilema esculentum, 7176 nucleotides. RefSeq lists its product as uncharacterized. NCBI's taxonomy places the organism in Eukaryota, Metazoa, Cnidaria, Scyphozoa, Rhizostomeae, Rhizostomatidae. Gene Ontology annotation, biological process: positive regulation of hippo signaling. The record is from RefSeq and is a predicted model, not a curated record. Gene Ontology annotation, cellular component: cell junction; plasma membrane. Gene Ontology annotation, molecular function: protein binding.
UCUUAGCAAAGCUUGAAGAUUGUUGAUAAAAAUGUCGAUACCUGCCAACGGGUUGAGUGCGAUAAUCAGCCAAACAACGCAUUAGAAUAGCAAAGGAUGAUAAUUUAUUGAAAGUUCACAACCUUGCUAAGUUUGAACGCGAGUGGUCUUUGAUUCUAUACAAACUGACACAUUAGGAGCUGUUUUGUUUUGAUAAAGGCGCACUUAAUUGCCUUGGCUAGGCCGGUCAAGUUUGACAAAUGUUCAGGAUAGAUGUUUCAAUAAAAGUAAUUUGGAAUCAGCCUUCUGGACAAGCUGUACUGGAAUGAAGGACCGGCUUGGAGAAGUAACGAUGAAUCACAGUAGUCGUGAAGCAAGUGGAAGGACACAUGCCUCGAGACAAAUGAUUAACGACCUAGAAACCAAAGUGGAUGUUCGGUUGUCUUUUCCCAACAUGGAACAGGCUGAAAAAUCUCGAAGGGCAAGAGCUCGAGAAGCCAUGGAGGUUGUCAACCCAUCUUUGGCUCACAAGAUCAUUUCAGAGGACGGUGUCUUGAGCCGAGAGGAUAAAGCUGCCGUACAUAUUCAACGAAUGUUCAGAGGGUACCUCGCAAGAAAAAGAUAUUUUGAAUUGCUUUAUGAGAAGUUCAUUCGGGAGGAAGCAGAGAUGGAGGAAAGGCGGCGCCAGCAAGUUGAAGAAGGAGAGCUGCUCAUCGAAAAUCAUCGUCUCGAACACGAGCUGGAGGACAAAGCAGUUAUUAGACGCAACCGUGCAAGGUCCGCAGACGCACACGCAACGACCAUUCAGCGAGCUUGGAAGCGGUACAAACGAAAACAGGAAGGAAUUGCCAUCCCCGAUGAUCCCAUAAACAUAGGACGAGCAGAGGACGGCUAUAACGAGGAAGAAUUCCCAUAUUAUUACGAUAGCUCUAAUUAUCGAAUGCGCAAUUACGAGGAUUGCGACGAACAUGGAGUCGAUAUAAACGAUAUUUUCGACGAUAGCCUCGAGUAUGCCGAUCAUACUUCGGAAGGAGAUGAGAGUGAUCGAAGCGAUUUGUCCGAUCUCGCAAGAAGUUUUCCUGGAGAUUAUUUGAUCGAUGAUGAAUUCAAUGGUAAAUUUGAAAGCAUGGACUUAAAAUUCAAUCGUUAUGGGUUAACGGAAGAUUGUCGGACUAAAGAUUUCGUCGAAUCUACGCUUCCCGAACCUACGACCGACUGGAACACUAUCGAAUCGGUUUUAACGAACGAAUCAGGUGUGAAUUCGCCAGAGGAUGGGGACAUUGACGAUGAAGAAGACUUAUCUAGGAAAUUAUCCACGGGACCGAAUUUACAACUUGUAUUCGUUGAUGACGAUGGAGAGGACACUGACAAUGAAAGCGAUCCGGAAGUUAAGGUCUACAUAGUCGAUGACGAGAGAAACACAGACUACAUCGGUGAUCGCUGCAAGUCGAUGUCCUCCGGAGAUUUGUUUGACGAGCGAGAAAUCGACUCCAGGGAUUCCGGGUGUGUCCCUGGGGAUCUCGUCGACUUGAACAUAGACUACGUGACGGAUUACACUCCUAAUCAGUUAAGCCAAGGUCCUGUACCAGCAGAAGAAUCGAAACGUGUUUUAUACUCGUUGCAAUUGCAUGAGGAACACGAGAAACAGGAGAAGGAAAAAGUCGAGGAGAAGAAGAGGCAAAGUGUCGCUCCGAAUUCUAUCUAUCUAAAACUGGCGAAGAGCAGGUUUUUACAGAGGGAACUCGAGGAUAAAGUUCAGUUGGUUUCAAAUGAACUCGUUGACGCCUUGAUGGCCAGGGACAGUUUACAUGCAGAACAGGAAUCAUUGUUGAUGGAAGUCGAGGAUUUAUCAAAGUGAACUCGCCCAAAGUCGACAACAGCGAGAAUCGACAAAGAACUCCACUAAACUGAAAUUUUAAAUAACGUGUUUUUAUUGUUUCUCUAAGCUAUCUAGACUAGAAAUUAGGUCUUUAUCACCUUCCCGGGUUGAAAUCUUUAUUUAAACACGAACUGUUAAAACUUUGCUUGUUUUUACCUCUUUUUAUUCAGUGAAUUUGUACACGUUUUAGCCUAAGUUUUCGUAUGAUUUACUUACAAAUCCUUGAUUAGAUGCAAAAUGAAAUGUUUGGUAGAUGCAAAGUUUACAGUAAAUUGUGUUUGUGUGAAGUUCAGUAAAUUCGCAUUGUUUACCCUUUGUCACUUGCCUAACAGGCAAAAUACAAUACUGCAAUACCUCUAAUUCCCUUUGAAAUGCAUAGCACAAAAAACCCAUUUCUUUUCAAAUAUAUGACAUUGAUGGCAUCGACUGAUUCUAAACCCAAAUAACAUUGCAAUAGAUUUGCAUGUUUGGUUUAGUAAAAUGCCUUAAUGUAUUAGCAUUUUUACCCAAGAGAACUUAUUUUACAAGAAGAGUUAAAAUUGUUGGUCAAAAAUUUCUUAGAUAGUGUGAUGUCAUGCAAUUAAGCACGCGAUAAUAUCGCUUGUUUUCCCCUUUAAAUCUUAUUGACUAUUCGGAUACCGACCGACCUCUUUGCAUAUAAAUGCGUUAGUUGUUUUUUCAACAGAAUUUCCCAUUUCUAUGGCAUUAGAUUUUAGUUCUACUUUGAUUAGCUAUAAUCCGUAGAUUCCUACAGAGAUUAUGUUCAACACAUUUUGUCAAAAACCUGGACCCAAUGCUAGUAUUACCUGAUAAGCUUUUUCAGCAGUCUGUAUCCGGCCUUUUUAUGCAUUGCAACCAAAAAAUCUUCAAAUAUUAAAAGUUAUCCGUAUGAUUUCAUAUGAAUGGUGUUUGUGCAAACCAAACGAUUAAUUUCAAAGGAUAGAGAGAUUUGGUUGUGUAAGAAACGCUACUUGAUCUCUUGUUUAUCAUAAUGCGAGCUGUAUAUUUUCUUUACAAUCUUAAUCCAAGACCCGAAGAUUUUCAAUAAAGUUUUACACCAUUUCGAAAGCCAGGACCUUCCACAAGAAAGAUAUUUUGUUUUAUUCUUUUUCAAUAUAGAUAUUAUAGAACAUAAUAUUUUUAACGUUUUAAAUUUAAUGCAGUAGGUUAAGGGCAAGCAGAUUCGGGUUUGUUCAACAUUUUUUUAAGCUACAAAAUUCAUUGUUUUCAGUGUAGUUAUUAAGUCAUAUUUUAGACUAUCUACUUUAAGUUUACCUGGGGCCGCUUUUGGAUCAUGUACUUGUACAAAGUCCGGCUCGCUUUAGCUAAACCCGGCCUUCUCCGGUUACUUGUUUCUUCCGGUUAAUUGCUCAAUCUAUGAAAAGAAUUUCAAUUUCUGGAAAUUUGCCAUUGCCCGGUAGACGGUGCACUCUGUACCGGACCUUAUCCGGUCCCAUACGAUCGGUUUUAAGUAACCGUGGAUAAUUAAACGGAACAGCAAGUAGGACAUGUUGCAUCAUCAUUUGGUCUUAAAGAAUAGCAGUAAUAACUUUGAUAGCUAUGUCGCUAAGUGUACAUACUACAUUUAGAUUAUAGAUAUUUACCAUUUUAAUUAAAUUAAUGUCCUGAUUUUUUGAAUGUAUGUGAGUCGUUUUUGAUCAGAUUAAAUGCAAUUCACGAAACAGCAUUUGUUUCUGCCAGUUUACUGCUUGAGGACACGAGAGUGCUCAUGCGUUGCAUUCUUUGUUUAUUUGGUACUGUUGUAAAGCCGAGGUUCUUAGUCAGAGAUGGCAUAGUUUGACAUUUUCCUUUUAUUUGACGAAUCUCUUUACAGAUCUGACCAAGCGAGUCUAUUGAAACAUUGGAAGCAGUUAGGGUGAUUGAGAAAAUAGGUAAGACCUCAGAUUGGGAACGUGAACGGAUAGAGCUAAUUGCAAGUUACCUCUCUAAUUGAAGACAAAGAGUAAAAAAAGGGUCGACAUACAGUAAUUGGUUGAAAACGAAAACCGGUGCACCACAAGGCUCUGUGCUAGGUCCGUCGCUCUACAACUUUUUCCUCAAUGAUUUUAUUUACAUUAUCGAGUAGUUGGAGGUAUGAAAUUCUCUAGAAUUUCACUUAUGGCGAUUCUUUUGAAGUUAUUGCCUUAAGUCUUGAAGAGGAUAUGUCUAAAUCGAUGUCCUGGUUUAAAGUGCCUAUGAAAUGAAAUUUUACACAUAGUUUUUUUUAAAAGAAACUGAAACUUCUGUACAUUGUUUCGAUAAAAAACGAAAAUUAACUCGAAAAUUUGCACGGGAAAGUUUGUUUUGGGGGUUUCAAAAACAAUUAGUGUGAGUGACAAAGCAUAAGAAUCAGUGACGUCACAAGGUUUGCAGUUGGUUCGUCUUCAAAAUAAACACACCAUACCACGUUGUCAGUCAGGGCUGUUAGUCAAACAAUUGUACAAAUUGUGAUACUAGCAUAACAUUUUGCAAAAAGGCGUAAUUUGAUGCGAUGAAAAAGAUAGGAUAUGGACCCCAACUGAAAAUUGCCCAUUUGGCUAUUUUUAGACCGGAAUUCUUUGCUCCAAGCCGCUAACGGCAUUAUUACAAUAUCUCUUCUGAAAGUAGGUAAAAUAACACGAAACUGUGCAAAACAGCAAAACAGGACAGUUUGAUAUGCUGAAAAAGAUAGAGUACAGAACCUAACUGAAAAGUGUCCCCUUUUUCUGUUUUUAAACUGGGGUACCUUGCUCAAGACCUUUAAAGAUGGAGUGAUCGCAUCUCAGUCGUACUAAAGUACUACAGCACGAAACUGUGCAAAAUGGGACAGUUUGAUAUGCUGAAAAAGAUAGGAUAUAGAUCCCGUGUGAAAAUUAUCCCCUGGGGCUAUUUUGAGACUAUGGUACUUUAUCGUAGACUAGGGUGACCUCCAUUCUGCUUAGUGUACUAAACGCCAACUGCUUCCGUGUAUGCAAACUUUGCGACGUCACAGAUAUCGCGCGCUUUGUCACAGUCGAAAACGUAAAAAAGAGGUAUUCAACUUAGAGGGCGGAUGCCACCCAAUGGCAAAAAUCCCUUUGCAAAAGGGCGUUUCUGGUGUUCGAAAGAGGGUGGACCCCCAAUUUUCCCUGACUCAACUAGGCUUCGCCCCCCAAGCGUACCACUCUAGCUAUGCUACUGCUUAUGGAACUACCUUAAGAAUGAUAUUAAAAGCAUAACGUCCGUUUGCUCAUAUAUUGUAAAAAGAUGGUCUAAAUUAGUUUUACCUAUAAAACUAUUCAAUUUAAUUAAACUACAAUUGCAAACUUCUCUAUUACAGUACAUAGGUAGUUUGUGACUGGUUAGCCUGGGUCUACAAGACUAUUACAAUAGUAAGCGCAAAAGGGAGAACUGAGAAAAAAGAAAGAGAACAAAAGCAACUAAAAUUAAAAAGAAAGUAAUUUAAACCAAUUGUCAUUUAAUUUAGCAAAAACAUAAAAAACUCACAAAUCGCAGUAUUACGAGGUAGUUAGGUAGUUUGUAAAAGAAAAUAUUACAAAAUAAUAAUUGAAACUUUUCAUUUUAAAUUCCAGUUGAAACUUCAAUUCCAAAAUCUCAUUAUUGCAUAGGUAAUUUGCAACUGGCUAACCUGUUUUUACAAAAUAAAACUAUUACAAUCGUCAGGCACUAUGUGAAUUUGUGAAUUUUGACCAAAUAUGUGAAUUUUGUAGCUUAGGAUUUUGGUAUUUUAAAUGUAAAAAUCUUAGACCUUAUUAAAAUUCAAACUCUUGAGCAGACACAUCUUCUAAUCGUUUUUAAUUGUGAAGCCCUGUCUCCACUGGAUCUCAAAUUGCACCAUUGCAUCGUUUGUUUCCUUUUUGACAGGGGUUAAGUUGAAUUCAAUUAUUUUGAACAGGCAAGGUGAAUUUCUGGAUAAGAAGUUUAAAUUUCACCAUCAGUACUGAUUGAGCCUGAAGUUUUGAAAAAUCAUUCCCUGUAUUGAUCAGAACAAUUGAAAAUAGGAAUUUUUUUAGAAACAACGAGUGGCCAAUUCAAUUAAAAACAUUAAAAAUCUUUCAUUGCUAGAAGUUCUCAACGCUUCUUAACGGGUGUAUGCUAAGCUCCUCCUGCACUUUGUAGACCUCCUUAAAUCUUAUCAUAAAUUGCUAUGAUAAAGUGGAUGAAAAACCACAAAACAUUGAUCAAAGAAGCGGCAGAAGAAGUAUUUGAUCAAAAAAGAGUGUUUUAUCCUACGAAUCAGGCAUAUGCACUUGCCCUCAGAUCCCCCUUUUCAGUUCCAAAAAGCAAAGGACAUUUAGCCCUUUGAAAAUUGUAAAACAUUUCAUUCAAUCAAGAACAAAAGAUGAAAUUGUCAAUUCCAUGAUGCUUCUAUAUUGUGAAAAAUAUAUUUUAUAUAAAACUGAUCUGCAGCAAAUAGCUUCAAGAUGGGCAAAGCAGAAAAUGAACAGAAUUGCUGUUAAUUGACUUGAAAGAAUGUUACUUUUUAUCAUUAAACAUAUCCAAAAUCUAAUACUGGUUUGGCUUUGAUGUUGAUUUACAUCUUACGAAAAGAUUAAAUGUUCGUGUAACGUUAAUCAAAAUUUAGAGAUUUCCUUUACCGUCUUUAGUGCUUUUAUGCUUAAGACUAAUUAUUAUGAGUAAAAUGUUGGUAAUUAUACAGAACCAAGAUAUCUGGAAUAAACAUAAGGCUAUUUCCAAAAAACAAUUUAGUAGGUACAAAAGAUUAACAGGUCGAAAGAAAAAUUUAUCAGGUAAAGUUGGAAUUUUCAACCUUCCACGACCCCCCAAAAUUAGUCACUUGUUUACGUCCCUGACAAUCGUAAGACAGGAAGAGUACCUUGUCCAAACCAAUACCCCGGCCUGUUUUGCUUUGCCUUUUUUACCUCGCUCCCUUUAAAGCAAAUUAAAAGCAGAAACCAUCUAAGCGUUUGAAUGAUAUGGAGAAGUCUUUUUGGUAUUGAAAAAAGCAUUUGGGGAGUUUUUUCAAAAGAUCGUUCUUUCCCACGAGAAGGCACUUUAGCCCCACGGAGGGGCUUCGCACGCGCAGCCUUUUCCCAAAAGGGCUCUCUUGGGUCCUUGUGGGUAACGAAAAUGUUAUCUGAUUGGUUAUCUCAUAUUUGAUCAACCAAUCAUUGAGUGUUAUUGAAAACGGUUGCAAAGUAUAAAAUCAAAAGAACACAUCAAGACGUUGUGCCUGCACACCACAAAUCGAAGAUCUUGAUCACGCCAAAGUAAAGUUAUAACUUACUCCGACGAAAGCAAAAUGGUUGGAGCAACGAGACAAAGAUCAGCUAUAACAAUGAAUACGCGUUUGCAGCGAAAUACUAAAGGCAGCACGG